UUACAAUAUGAUCACGCGUAUUAGAAAUUGAUUUUACUAUGUCACCAGAUUAGAGAAUAACCAUGUCAGCUGUCUUAGCAGUUUUACUGUUAUGCAUCUUGGGAGUCCCACAGGGCUCUCAAGGGCAAACCAUCCUAAAUAGUAUUAAGCCUACCAUAGGUUCGUUAGCUGGCGGGACAAGGAUUUCCAUCUAUGGCACCGGUUUUGGCGACAUGUAUACGUCAAGCAGGGUUGUCUUUAUAGGGCCCUACCCAUGCUCCAUCAUUUCUCACCUAAGCAGCAGUUCGGUGCUUACCUGCGAGACUGCUCCUGGCUUGGCUGGCACCUACUUCCUGACGAUAUCCGUCGACGGUGCUGACCCAACUUCAUAUUGGGGCUAUACCUACUACAACGAUAUCACUCCCACCUUUAAAGCCGUUACUCCCCAUGCGGGACCUCCUGGGACGCUGGCGUACCUUUACGGCGAUACGACCUGGUACCUGCGUUACCGCGACUGCGUCGAAUCAACUUGGGGUGACAUCGACUGCGUGGGCAGCAUCUUGUUUGGAGAUUAUCUCUGCAGGCAAGACCCUACCGACGCUGACACAGCAAUCACGUUCAAUGGCGCCGACAGCCAGCGCUAUGGGUACUCCGUGUACCGAAUCGGCUGUACCCUACCCACACCAGACGCAAGUAACUCCCAGCCCGCUAUUGGUACGGCGGGUAAUUUCAAUGCUACCGUCCACUUCGAAGCGAGUAUGUUCGGUGGCAUGCCGCUGACCCUGCUUUCGUCGUACAUGUACGACACGAAAGGCCAGCCGUACCACUUCCAGCUCUACCCGGAGGUCUCCAGCAUCUCCCCAGCUAUCGGCUCCAUUGCUGGUGGUACUCUGGUUCAGAUUACUGGGCGCGGCUUUCCCACGUCGGCCCUGGGCCUCAGCGAUGCGGUUAACGUAUCCAUUGCGGGAGUGCCAUGCAUCAUUGUGAACAGCACUUAUGACACGGUGUUUUGCGUCACGGGACCUAAGGCCGCCGCAGCGUCCUCCUCUGCCACGCCUAUUGGAGGCCUCUACACAGCCAUGCGAGGCCUGGAGUACGAGUUCUAUAAUAUUUCAAGCACCCUCUACUUCAGCCAGCUGUGGAGGCUCAACAAGACAAUAUUUCUGAACAACACAGCUGGGACGGGUUCGUACAAAACCGUGCUGACAAGCGUAGCUGAAGGCCCUGACUACACGAAAUCGUACUACUGCAGCCGCAUGAAGGCCUUUUUCACAGCGCCACACACGGGAAACUACAGGUUCUACAUGCAGGCGGACGACUAUGGACAGCUGAAUGGCACAUGGCGGCAGAGCAACGGCAUUGAAGUAACCCAGAUGCUGAUCAACCUCACCACCUGGACCCCGGUCGACACCUGGUUCAUGCGCUCGAUCCAGGUCUCCCCACCGGUUAAUCUUGCAGCCAACCAGCGUAUCCUGCUGGAGUCGUCCCACUGUAACGGGCCCAGCGUUGGCAACCAGCAGAUUGGUGUGCAGAUGCCUGUUCCCCAGCCACAGGCAAACUCCAUGGCGGAGAUCCAGAAGGUGACCGUGACGUCAAGCUUUGCUCCACAUCAGCUGUACAUCAAGUACAUGUACGGUGCCGGCGACAACACCACCGCCUACACAGUUACCGUGGCUGUGGAUGAUGAUUCCAAGCUGAACAAUUCGGCACUGG
Molecule: messenger RNA, 1692 nt
Organism: Astrephomene gubernaculifera
Lineage: Eukaryota; Viridiplantae; Chlorophyta; Chlorophyceae; Chlamydomonadales; Astrephomenaceae
Source: the annotation of a GenBank genome assembly